This is a messenger RNA of Sciurus carolinensis (gray squirrel), 1032 nucleotides long. Its product is annotated as cell cycle control protein 50C-like. The coding region runs from base 1 to 1032 and encodes 343 amino acids. Gene Ontology annotation, cellular component: Golgi apparatus; plasma membrane; endoplasmic reticulum. The transcript has 7 exons. The record is from RefSeq and is a predicted model, not a curated record. Gene Ontology annotation, biological process: phospholipid translocation. Lineage: Eukaryota; Metazoa; Chordata; Mammalia; Rodentia; Sciuridae.
AUGGAGAAGGAAUUCCAUCAUCGCCCAUCCAGAAUGCCAGACAACUCUGCCAUGAAGCAACAAAAGUUGCCUGCCCACCAACUCCACUUGUCAGCCCGGGUAGUCCUCACUAUAUUUUUUGCCACAGGAGUAUUCUGCUUUUGCAUGGGUGUCAUCCUUAUAUUGUCUGCACAGAGCAUCCAGGAAGUAGAGAUUAAUUACACAUACAUCUGUGAAAAUUGUGCUAAACUUCGGGAAAAUGCCUUUAAUUUUGACCAAAAAUGCACCUGCUCCAUUCCCUUCUACCUUCAAGAGAAUAUGGAGGGUGAUGUGUAUAUGUACUACAAAUUGUAUGGCUUCUAUCAGAACCACUAUCGCUAUGUCCUAUCCAGAAGUAAUAAUCAACUGGUGGGUAAGGAUAUAAUGGAUGUUGAGGACUGUGCUCCAUUCAAAGUGUCCCAGAAUAAGACCCCCAUCGCUCCCUGUGGUGCUAUUGCCAACAGCAUGUUCAAUGAUACCAUAAUUCUUUCAUAUACCCUUAAGUCAUCUGUACAUAUCCAAGUUCCAAUGCUAAAGACUGAACUUACAUGGUGGACAGAUAAGUACGUCAAAUUUCAGAAUCCAAGUCUCAUAAAUCUUUCUGAUCGUUUUGUAGGAACCGAGAAGCCCCCAUACUGGCAGGCACCCAUCUAUGAGCUGGAUACAAGUGAUCCAGGAAACAAUGGUUUCCUCAACGAUGACUUCAUUGUGUGGAUGCGGACAGCUGCCUUUCCUACCUUCAAAAAACUGUACCGCAGACUCUAUCGAGUACAAUAUUUUAUGGAUGGCUUACCUGCUGGUAAUUAUAGUUUCAACAUAUCCUAUAAUUUUCCAGUGACCAGGAUCAAAGGAGAAAAAUCUGUUGUUCUUUCUACACUAACAUGGAGUGGAGGUAGCAGCCUUUUCUUAGGGCUUGCCUACACAGUGACAGGAGCAUUUCUGUGGUUGGCUUCCUUUGCCCUGAUGGCAAUUCACAUAACGAUGAAAAGAAAGAAACUGUCCUAUCGUCGUUAA